AUGAACAUGAAAAAGGUUGGACUAAGAGAUGCAUUGUCCAAACGAACUAAACGAGAACAACGAGAUUCUCUUGAAUUUGCUACUGCUAUGUACACAUACAAUAGAGGUGUUUUUGAUACUCAACUAAUCCAAAUGUUAAAUGGAUGUAAUGCUGAUAUGGACCCAUGUACUGAUUGUAAAUUAGAUGGAUAUGGUGGACAUACUACUGAUAUUAGAAUAGUUUGUAAGGCAGUUGAUUCAGUUCCAAAUAAAGAAGUAUAUGAUUACAAUUUGAGUAAAGAAGAUGUUGAGUAUUUCAUUAGCACUAUUCAAUCAACUUAUCCAUUUAAUAAUGUCGACUGGAAAACACUUAGGAAUGAUGUUGAUACUGCCUAUGAUUAUCUAAAAACUCAAAGAAAUAGUAAUUCAAUCUCUUUCAGAUAUGAUUGGAGAACAUUACUUGCAGUAAUAAGAAUGCAUCUUCCACCAAUCGAAUAUUUUGUUGGUGACCAAGUAAAAACAUUCCAAGAUUAUUGGGGAAGUGUAUUAAAUGAUGAUUUGGGACCAUACCAAUCUGUUUCUAAUUUCCCAUUUAAAUUCUGUUCUACAUCUGGAGGAAGAUCUAACUUAUGUUCUUCUAAGUCACAAAAACAAGUCCAUUAUUCAAAAUAA
This is a messenger RNA of Entamoeba dispar SAW760, 651 nucleotides long. RefSeq names its product chitin binding lectin, putative. The record is from RefSeq and is a predicted model, not a curated record. Lineage: Eukaryota; Evosea; Mastigamoebida; Endamoebidae. The coding region runs from base 1 to 651 and encodes 216 amino acids. The transcript has a single exon.